Moneuplotes crassus is the source of this 2358-nucleotide messenger RNA. Lineage: Eukaryota; Ciliophora; Spirotrichea; Euplotida; Euplotidae. The record is from the annotation of a GenBank genome assembly.
AUGGCAGAAAUAAAACAUAGCCCCUCAGCUCUAGGGGUGAACUCAAGGAAGGUAAUCGACCAGCUGAAGAAAGAAGUCUUCAGAAAUAAAAUGAAGUUAUAUAAAAAUGUAGAUCCGCCCACUACUCUGGACUUGGUAAAGAGUAAUUUUGGUAAUAGCCCUGGAACGAGACCUAGCUUGAUGGAGAAAUCACCUAUGAAAGAGUACUUUAACACUCAAACUGCUGAGCAAAAUACACAUGGCUUACACAAAGAGUCUAACAAGAUCUUGAAUUAACUCAAAGCUUCAGAACAUAAUCUCUAAAUUUAAAAGAACUAAUAGUUGUGAGAGAACUCCUGAUAUGAACAAUAGCUUAAGCAAGUAUUUUAAUGACAGCACAAGGAGAUUACUUAAAGAUGCAACAAAGAUAUACCCACAAGCAAAAAGUAGAAACUCAUUAUCAACAGUGACUCAUUCAAAAAUUAAUCUUCCAAAAGUGUCAGAUCUUAGUUCUGAAGGAAGCCCUUCUAAGUCUCCAAAUCUCACUUUUGGGAAAAAGCCAAAUAAAAUUGAGGAUAAUUCAGAUGAUAUCUACAAAAUCUAUACUUCAAAAGCUUAUCGGCCAAAGAAGAAGAUUGUUCAUUACUCAGGUUCAGAUAAUGAAAAGCUCCCAUCAAGCUAUUUAUAAAGAGCAAGAAGAAAGUAAAGAUGGCUAAGAACAGAGACAAUUUAUCAAAGAAGACACUGGAUACUUUAGCAAAAAUAAAGAAAAUAAAACCUAAUGAUUCUCACAGAUUAACAACACUUUCCCCAUAUAAGUACAGUAAUAGCUUAAACAAUACGCUUGGGUUGAACCAGAAUUUGGGGCUAAAGUCCAGAGAAAGUUCUGUGUUGAUAAAACCUUCACAAGAUACAACUGUUUCCUCUCAGGAAUCGACUAAAAUCAUGCAGGAUGAGGAAUCUAAAGCUCAAGAAUAUGGCCUUGCUCAGGUCAAUAAUCUAUCAAAAGAAAUAUAUUCAUUGAGAAGGAAGCAAAACGAGCUUAUAAGUGAGAGAAAAGCCGACAAAACAUCAAGCAGUUAUAGAAAUUAUAUGAAUUCUAUCCUAAGAAGUGAUAAUAGAGAUUUGUCUAAACGUGAUACUCCUAGUUUGAAAUUACUCAGAAGAGAUAAGCCUAGAGUCAGUAUGCAUGAGAGUUUUGAUAUUCGGCAGCAUACUAAUCAUACUAAAAAUAUAGUAAUCAGAAGUGCAUCCAAAAAGCUAGACACUUUUAACAAUUUCAAUAACCCUAAAAGUGUGGCAAAGAAGCUCAAGAGAGAGGUACAAUAUACUUCUCAUCUGCCAAAGAUCAAUAACUUGAAGAAUAAAAUUAUUCAGUCUUACGCAGAGAUACUGCCUUCAGUGUUUAAAAAUAGCUCGAGCCAAUAUCAAAGCCAGAUUAACGAAAGUACAACUAACACUAAAUUAACUCAGAUUAAGAACACAGUGAUUGUGAAUUAUGGAGGAUUCUCUGAGGGAGGCUUUGACCCAAGAGUCAUUAAAAAGGAGAAUCAGGAUUCUUUUUAGAACUCUAGUCAAUUUUAACAAGUCUCACACCACCAAUUCUCAUUUAUUCUGUCUCUGUGAUGGCCAUGGCCUCAAAGGAAAGACUAUAAGUGAGUACUUAGUAAAUAAUAUGGCUAAAUAUUUGAAAAUUUAUCUCAGCAAAGAAGGAUCGAACCCUUCAUAUUCCCUUCUCUCUGCAUACAGAUAUCUAGAUUGCAAACUUGAAAUGGAAGGACUUGAAGCCAUUAACAGUGGGUCUACUUGAUGAACUGCCCUUAUUAUUGGAAAGAAAGUAUAUUUUGCUAAUACUGGAGACUCAAGAGCACUUUUUGUGACAUUUGACUCACUUGAGGACACAAUACAAUCCUCUUUCAUUCAAACUACUAAUGACCAUAACUGAGAAAUAGAAGAAGAAGCGUUAAGAAUAAAAUAAAAAGGGAGGAAGAAUAUUUAAAAUUCAAAACAAUAUCGGUCCCUUACGAGUUUGGCUACCAGAUCAAGAUAAACCUGGACUGGCAAUGAGUAGAUCUAUUGGAGAUCAUUCUGCAAGAAAAAUUGGAGUAAUUGCAACCCCUGAUAUCUAUAAGUUUGAUAUCAUUAGAAAAUCUGCCAUUAUCAUUGGAAGCGAUGGACUUUACGAGUAUCUCACAAAUGAAGAAAUCUCCCAAAUAGUCUGGGACAACUGGGGGAAAGACGGAGAUGUAGUUUCAGAAAUUAUUGUAGGAAAAGCUAUCGAAAAUUGGGAAGAAAAUAGCGAUUACAGAGAUGACAUAACCUGAGUGGUUACAUACCUCAAACCAAACGGGGAGCACUAAGCAAAUUUCAACAAAUAAA